CGGCUCCGGUUCUGUAGAGCCGGAGGAGGGGACCGCGCAGGCGCUGUGUGGAAAGCCGGGCGGGGGCGGGGGGGAGAGAGAGAGAGAGAGAGAGAGAGAGAGAGAGACGGCCUCGCGCGUGCGCCUUGGAAAGCCCGCGGCGGCCCUACGCGAGAGAGACGGAGCCAGACGGCCUGGCGCGUGCGCUCUGGAACGACCCGUGGCCGCUCUCCAAGGCUGGCAGAGGGGCCCCAUGGCUGAAGACAACCGAGAGCCCCUGGCCGGAGCCAGCGCUCUCCGGGAAGCCCUCUGGGCACUCCUGCCCCCCACGAAAGAGGAGCUGGUGCCGGAGCUCGGGGAGAAGGUGGAGCCUGGCGUGGCGCGGCUGCUGCGGGAGGCCGCCGAGCUGUUCUGCGGGGGCCGCCGGAGCGAGUGUCUGCAGGCCAGCGAGGCCGUCCUGGACUACUCCUGGGAGAAGCUCAACACGGGCCCGUGGCGGGACGUGCACAAGGACUGGCGCCGCGUCUACGCCUUCGGCUGCCUGCUCAAGGCCGCGUGUCUGUGCGAUGAGCCCGGGAACGCCCCCGCGGUGGCAGAGGCCCUCAGAGUCUGUGACAUGGGGCUGCUGAUGGGGGCGGCCAUCCACGGGGACGUCCUCCUUAAGGUUGCCGCCGUCCUCCAGGCGCACCUCCGCUCAGGAAAGAGGCCCGGCGCAGCCCAGGAGCAGCCCAGCACGAAGAAAGCGAGGAAUGAUGGGGUUUCGGUUCCAGAUGUGGCGUCCGAGAGACCGGUGCCCCGGCUGCGCUGUCCGUCCCUGCAGCAUUUCAGGAAGCAGUUUCUGGCUCCCGGGAGGCCUGUGAUCCUGGAAGGCGUGGUGGACCAGUGGCCGUGCAUGACCAAGUGGAGUCUGGAGUAUCUCCAGGAAAUUGCCGGCUGUCGAACUGUCCCAGUGGAAGUCGGUUCCAGGUACACGGACGAAGACUGGUCGCAGACUCUCAUGACGGUCAACGAGUUCAUCAGCAAAUACCUCCGGGAUGAGUCGAGCGACGUCGGGUACCUCGCGCAGCACCAGCUCUUCGACCAGAUCCCGGAGCUGAAGCGGGACAUCAGCAUUCCCGACUACUGCUGCCUGGGCGACGGGGAGGAGGACGAGAUCACCAUUAAUGCCUGGUUUGGUCCCCGGGGAACGGUGUCCCCCCUUCAUCAGGACCCUCAGCAGAACUUCCUGGUCCAGGUGAUCGGCAGGAAGUACAUCCGGCUGUAUUCCCCACAGGAGUCAGAGGCUUUAUACCCGCACGAGACGCACCUUCUUCAUAACACGAGCCAGGUUGACGUGGAGAAUCCCGACCUGGAAAGGUUUCCCAGGUUUGCCGAGGCCCCGUUCCUGUCCUGCAUCCUGUCUCCCGGAGAGGUCCUGUUUAUCCCGGUUCGGUAUUGGCAUUACGUGCGGGCUCUGGACUUGAGCUUCUCGGUCAGCUUCUGGUGGUCAUAGCCAGGGUCCGAGGAUCUGAGACACAUUCCCCGCUCUACCCCUACCGGUGCUGGCUCCCGGCAUCUAGAGACAAGCCAGACCCAGCCUGUGCCGGAGCCUUCACUGGAGACCCCUCUGGGCACUGGACAGACACAGGGUGAGGGCGUGGCAAGGCGCAGGCUCCAGGCCAGUGUGCAGCAGAGGCCGGGGGGCGAGACCCCAGAAGGACGUUCCAGGCCAACACUCCACCUGGACACCCUGGACAUCAUGCGGCCUGAGGUGCUGGGGUCAUGGGCUGGCUGUGUGCACAGCUACAGAGGGUGGGCUCUGGGGUCAGCUGCCUGGACUGAGACCCCGCCCCCAGCUUCCCUGCUGUGGAAGAGUUGGGGUACUUCACCGUGUGUGUGUCUCCAUGUGGAAAACAGGGCAGCUCGAGCACCUGCCACGGAGAGUUCGAGAGACGGUGCACGGACAGAGCCCGGGCGGGUCCGUGAGCAUUAGCUGCUGUCUGACCUUAAUAAUUACUGUGCUUGCCACCAA
This is a messenger RNA of Mustela erminea (ermine), 1990 nucleotides long. RefSeq names its product lysine demethylase 8 (gene KDM8). Gene Ontology annotation, cellular component: nucleus. The coding region runs from base 233 to 1471 and encodes 412 amino acids. Lineage: Eukaryota; Metazoa; Chordata; Mammalia; Carnivora; Mustelidae. The transcript has 8 exons. Gene Ontology annotation, molecular function: histone H3K36 demethylase activity. The record is from RefSeq and is a predicted model, not a curated record.